Xylona heveae TC161 is the source of this 5181-nucleotide messenger RNA. RefSeq names its product glycoside hydrolase family 133 protein. NCBI's taxonomy places the organism in Eukaryota, Fungi, Ascomycota, Xylonomycetes, Xylonales, Xylonaceae. Gene Ontology annotation, molecular function: amylo-alpha-1,6-glucosidase activity; 4-alpha-glucanotransferase activity. The record is from RefSeq and is a predicted model, not a curated record. The coding region runs from base 322 to 4977 and encodes 1551 amino acids. Gene Ontology annotation, biological process: glycogen biosynthetic process; glycogen catabolic process. The transcript has 3 exons.
GAUUGCCGCACCUUCCCUCCAUCGCUGACCUGUUCCUGAACUGCCAAAGCAUCUCAACCUCCAUAGACCUCCUGUGUUGUCGUUUCUCUUCUACCAUCGUCUUUUAUUCUUGCUGAUCUUCGCCUUCUUGUCGAGAUUACUCUUAUUGUUUAUUCGAAGCUCUCAUUCCUAUCGUUACACCUUGCAAUACAGAGCAAUUUCAAUUCUUAUUGCUAUUUGUUCAGGCACUGUUCGAGUGUUUUCUGGCCUCAUCCGGUGAUCACUGGUCAUCUUCUGCGCUCGUUACGCUGUUCUUUCGUCGUCCUCUAAAAAACUAUCGCCAUGGGCAGAGCAUUGACCGAGGAAUCCCGGCGGGAAGUUUACCUCCUACCAUUGACUGACAAUGGCAGCCCUGACGUUCCAGGCGGCUAUAUCUAUCUGCCUCCUCCCACUGAUCCUCCAUAUUUUGUUCGCUUCGCCAUUGGGGGCGCGAGUUCGAUAUGUCGAGAAGGUAGUUUAUGGGUGAAUAUACCGACGACAGCAAAUGGGUUCAAACGAGACAAGUUUCGGGAAUUCAAGCUCGAACCGGAUUUCAACCGCACGUUGCACAUUGAUGUACCUAUCGUUGCUGCUGGCGCUUUUGCUUUUUAUACCACGUAUACACCAUUGCCUGAAUUUUCGACUUCUCCUGUGCCCUCGCCCAAACCGGCAAAGACUCCUACAUACUACAUUGAUGUGUCUCCGAAUCUUACGCUCACCAAGGUACCUCUGCCACUUGACUCCCUUUCCAUAUUCUCAGUCAUUUCCAAGUUUAUGGGGAAGUAUCCCUCAGACUGGGAAAGCCAUUUGCGGGGAAUUGGUCAGAGAGGUUACAACAUGAUCCAUUUUACGCCGCUUAUGCAGCGUGGCGACUCAAAUUCUCCCUACAGCAUUUACGACCAGCUUUCUUUUGAUUCUACUUGCUUUCCUCGAGGAGAGAAGGACGUUGCGGAACUAGUUAGCAAAAUGGAAACGGACCAUGGGCUACUAGGUCUGACAGACGUCGUCUGGAACCACACUGCGAACAACAGCAAAUGGCUUCAGGAACACCCCGAAGCGGGCUACAAUGUGGACACGGCGCCUUGGCUUGAAUCUGCCUUGGAAUUGGACACCGCAUUGCUCAAAUUUAGCCACAACCUCAGUCGGCUUGGACUCCCCACAACUCUAAACAACGUUCAGGAUCUCCUGAAGGUCAUGGAUGGCAUCAAAGUUCACGUCGUCGGCAGUCUCCGACUAUGGGAAUACUACGUUGUUGAUGUUGAACGAGGCGCAGAAGCAGCAGCAAAGGCUUGGGCUACUGGCAAAGUUUCCUUCCCAGAUGGUGGCUUUGGUGUAAGCGAUCUAGGUGAAGUGAAGCAGUGGAGUCUCAAAAACAAGGCCGAUUUUCUCCUGGGUAAUGGACUAUUGAGAAAUGACAGACUCGGGGAGAGAUUUAGAAGGCGCAUUGAUCCGGCAGUGGGUGCAGCUUUGUUGACUGCACUCUUUGGGCGGCUCGAAGACGCUGAUCAUGGUGUUACCGAGGGCUAUGCCCGCAACGAAUUUACUAAGAUCCUCGACGAAGUCAAUCUUCCGUUUUACCGAGAAUAUGAUACCGAUUCUGCGGAAACAUUGGAGCAGAUAUUCAACAGAGUCAAGUACAUUCGCAUCGAUGACCAUGGACCGAAACUUGGGCCUAUCACGGACAAAGACCCUCUAGUUGAGAGCUAUUUCACGAGGUUGCCAGAGAAUUCAACUACUGCGAAGCACGGCAAGAAGAGCCUUGCUCUCGUCAACAACGGUUGGAUCUGGAACGCCGACGCCUUGAUCGACAACGCUGGCCCAAGUUCCAGAGCCUAUUUGCGACGUGAGGUGAUAGUCUGGGGAGAUUGCGUCAAGCUUCGAUAUGGCAGCUCGCCGCAGGAUAGUCCUUUCCUUUGGGAUUUCAUGGCCAAAUACACAAAACUGAUGGCUAAGUACUUUGUUGGUUUCCGAAUUGACAAUUGCCAUUCCACUCCUUUGCAUGUCGCGGAAUAUCUCCUUGACGAAGCCAGGAAAGUCAGGCCAAAUCUCGCCGUAUUUGCUGAGCUGUUCACGGGUUCGGAAGAAAUGGACUAUAUUUUCGUCAAACGCCUUGGCCUUAGUGCGCUAAUCCGAGAAGCUAUGCAAGCAUGGAGCACCGGAGAACUUAGCCGGUUGGUCCAUCGUCAUGGUGGUCGCCCUAUUGGAAGCUUCGAGAUCGAUGACAUUGGCAGAAAUGAUCACAAGUCUUCUGUUCAACCGGGGAAACUAAACGGCGCCUCACCCAGGGGAGAGGUGGUACGCAGGAUCAAGCGGAGUCCAGUACACGCCCUCUUUAUGGACUGCACCCACGACAAUGAGGUACCUGCACAGAAGCGUGAUGCGCGAGAUACCUUGCCUAAUGCCGCUCUCGUGGCAAUGUGCGCUUCUGCAAUUGGUAGUGUUAUGGGCUAUGAUGAGAUUUAUCCGAAACUUGUGGACCUUGUUCACGAAACCCGCUUAUACCAUUCCGCUUCAUCACAGGCAGAAGUUCAAAUUCGAUCCGGAGAUGGUGGGAUCGGAGGAAUCAAGAAACUCAUCAACCAGUUGCACACCACCAUGGGUAGAGAGGGCUUUGACGAAACCCAUAUCCACCAUGAUGGAGAGUAUAUCACGGUCCAUCGAGUACAUCCGAAGACCAGAAAAGGAAUAUUCCUCAUUGCCCACACUGCAUUUCCUGGCUCGGACGGAAACAGCAUUCUAGCCCCAACGAGCCUACCUGGAACGGAGGCUAAGUUACUGGGCAGUUGGAAACUUACGGUAGAUGCCAGUCAGGAAGCUAAGGUUUCUGUUUUUGGCGAAAAGGGGCUACUGCGCGGCCUUCCCAGUCAACUCACUGAUAUUAACGGCAUCAAAGUAAGCUCCAAGGACAAUUCAGCUUUUAUUGAACUUCCAGGAGAAUUCCCCUCUGGUAGUAUAGCUUUGUUCGAGACAUGGAUUCCUUCGGCCGAGCACGCAGAUGGUUUAGACCAAUUUGUGACCAGCGGUGCACGGGAAGCCUUUGAGAAACUCGAUCUCGUCGACCUCAAUUUUGUUUUAUACAGGUGCGAAGCUGAGGAACGGGACUCAAGCGACGGCAAAGAUGGUGUCUACGCCAUUCCCAAUUUCGGACCUCUGGUAUACGCUGGAUUACAAGGGUGGUGGAGCGUCUUGAAGGAUAUUAUCGUAAACAAUGAUCUGGGUCACCCACUCUGUCAACAUUUGCGGGAUGGACAGUGGGCUCUAGAUUAUAUAUCUGGACGGCUCGAUCGCAUCUCGAAACAAGAAGGAUACAGACGUUUAGAACAGCCAGCAUUGUGGCUGCGAUCUCGCUUCGAUGCGAUCCGAAAGAUUCCAAGUUUCCUCCUUCCCAGGUACUUUGCGCUGGUCAUACGCACGGCUUAUCAUGCUGCAUGGGAUAAAGCCAUCUCUCUUAUGGCGCCCAAUAUCAGAGAAGGUCAGGAUUUCUUGCAGAGUCUCGCAAUGGUCAGCGUUCAGCAAACUGGCUACCUGAAAUCUGCCUCUCUCUAUCCUACGAAGAGUGUCCCCUGUUUGGCCGCUGGUCUCCCGCAUUUUUCGACGGACUGGGCUAGAUGCUGGGGUCGCGACGUAUUCAUAUCUUUGCGAGGCCUCUUUCUGGGGACUGGGCGUUAUGAUGAUGCAAAGGAGCAUAUUCUUGCAUUCGGGAGCGUUCUGAAACACGGAAUGAUUCCAAAUUUGCUCUCUGGAGGCAAAUUGCCGAGAUACAAUUCUCGAGAUUCGAUCUGGUUCUUCCUACAGAAUAUCCAAGACUACACGAAGAUUGUUCCAAAUGGCAUAAGCAUUCUAAAAGAGCAAGUGCCACGGCGAUUCUUGCCGUACGAUGAUACGUGGUUCGAAUUUGACGACCCUCGAGCUUACUCAAAAUCUUCGACCGUUGAAGAAAUAAUUCAGGAAGCUUUGCAACGGCAUGCAACAGGAAUGUCCUUCAGGGAAGCCAAUGCUGGCCCUGGCCUUGAUAUGCAGAUGCGGCCAGAAGGAUUUCAAAUUGAUAUCUCUGUCGAUUGGAACACUGGGCUUAUUCACGGUGGAAACCAACUCAACUGCGGCACAUGGAUGGAUAAGAUGGGCGAGAGCGAGAAGGCGGGCAGCAAGGGAAUUCCCGGCACACCCCGAGAUGGCGCCGCAAUUGAGAUUACCGGCCUUGUCUACAGUACGCUUGUUUGGGUAGCGGAGCUCAACAAGCGGGGCAAAUACAGAUUUGACAGUGUGAAGAUUAGUGAUGAUGGUAGAGGUAAAAUCACUUUCAAGGACUGGGCCGGGAAGAUCAAGCACAACUUUGAGCGGUGUUACUACGUCCCGUUGCAUGCCAAGGAUGACAAGAAUUAUGAUGUCAACCCCAAGGUCGUCAAUCGAAGGGGAAUCUACAAGGACCUUUAUAAGACAGGGAAGGAGUACGAGGACUAUCAAUUGAGGGCCAACUUUCCCAUUGCCAUGUGUGUGGCACCGGAGCUUUUUGAUCCAGAAAAAGCACUUUAUGCUUUGGCUUUGGCAGACAAGGCCCUUCACGGACCCACAGGCAUGGCUACGCUCGAUCCCAGUGAUCUCAAUUACCGCCCGUACUAUAUAAAUUCCGAAGAUUCAAAUGAUUUUGCAACUUCAAAGGGUCGCAACUACCACCAAGGGCCAGAAUGGCUCUGGCCAACUGGAUUCUUCCUUCGAGCGCUGCUAAAAUUUGAUCUAAAGCGAAGGACCACAAAGGAGGGCCGUGUGGAAUCCUUGCAACAGGUUACGAGAAGACUGGCAGGUUGCAAGCAAGCAAUUCUUGAAAGUCCUUGGGCUGGAUUGACUGAGCUAACUAAUAAAAACGGUGAAUUUUGCGCCGAUUCGUCGCCUACGCAAGCAUGGUCUGCUGGAUGUCUGAUAGAUUUGUUCUAUGAUGGUUCGGAGUUGUCUAUAGAAUAGACUGAGCUGGAAGUAGCGUCGUGUUGAUGUCCCUUUAGAAUUCCUUUCUGAACAGAAAUAUAUAUUAUUGUGAUUGUACCUUGCCACAGCUUAGCUUAGAGAAUAUACAGUUUGAUGCGAAAUUUGGCCUCUGUUUUGUGCUUGAACAUGUGUAUCAAAAUUCAAGGGAUAUUUCUCUUCUGUUGGAAAAGAGGAGAGGGGGGG